Molecule: messenger RNA, 306 nt
Organism: Suillus paluster
Lineage: Eukaryota; Fungi; Basidiomycota; Agaricomycetes; Boletales; Suillaceae
Exons: 4
Coding region: 1-306 (101 amino acids)
Source: RefSeq, a predicted model, not a curated record
AUGAAGAGCCUCCUACAGAAAUCUCCAGAUCCAGCAAGGCAACCACUGGUGAAAGCUCACAAAGUCCAUCAGGUUCUGGGGAAAUUAACGAAGGUCGUGACUAAAAAUAUUUCUAAACCCUUCAAGCGUUCUCGCAGCCGUGUUCCUGUUACACAGAACGUUAAUCAUGAAGGUGCUUCACCGAAUCAGAAUAUCGGGUACGCCAAGGAUCCGUCGCAUCUGCAUCCUUAUAACAACAAGCAUCCCACCAUGUCUGAGAAUUCUAGCGGCUGUGGACCAACGCCCGAAGGUACUUACGUCCAAUAA